Stylonychia lemnae is the source of this 1281-nucleotide messenger RNA. The record is from the annotation of a GenBank genome assembly. Lineage: Eukaryota; Ciliophora; Spirotrichea; Sporadotrichida; Oxytrichidae.
AUGGUUAGAACAAAAACUAAAGAUGAUGAAUCUGAAAUUUAUACGAUGAUCUCUAAGUCAUUUGAAGAAAUGUUUAAUGAGGAAUCUCUUACUCAACCUAUAUUUCCUGCCUUCUAUUUUGAUUAUGCUAACAAAAUAAUUAUUGAUUCAAGUACGGUUAAAUUCUACAUAUAAGAUGAGUAAGAAAUGGUUGGCUAAUUAGAAAUUGAAAUAACUGACUAGUUGAUAAAAUACUAUAGAUAUAUGCAUUGGCAGAAUAAUUAAGAGAUCGUUAAAGAAAUAACAUCUAAUGUAGACAACUACUUAAAAUUUGUAGCUGGAUUUGGAACAGGUUUCGGUGUUUUCUAGAAUAACUUAGUAGCUUUGGAAACUAUCGCAAAAUAGCUUUCACUAAAAGAUAAGCAAUCUAUACCCAUUUUAAUAUGCUAGAAAUUGUUGGGUGGAGAAUCACCUUUAGAUUUUUGCAUUAAUGCUCAUCAGCAAAAAAUAAUCAACCUUAUGAUCUCAAUGAUAGUCAAAUAUUAGGAUCAUAUAAUGUUUAACAAACUAAUUGACAAAAAUUUAUGCAAACUUAUCAAACAAUAAAUAGAUUUGCAAGAAUACUUUGAAAGUAAUCUUCCUACUUAUGAAAUAAUUGUCCCAUUAGUAUAUCCAGGUUAGCAUCAUAAUGAAGAAGAAAUUGUGGUAGGGAAAACUUUAGCUCAUCCAAAGGAUGUUCAUGAAAAAUAUGAUGAAUUAUUCGGAAUAGAUUUAUUAAAAUCAAAAGUUUAAAAUGAAUCAAUGGUUUCUAUUGAAUAUUAUUUGAUAAAUCUUCCAGAAACUUUGACAAUCAAUCCAAGAGAGAUAAUGAAAGAACUUAGUGAUACAGGAAGACCAGAAUACUUUGAGAACAAAGCGAUACAAACUAUAAUUAACUUCAAGUGGAACACUUACACUAAAAAUUUCUACCAGAAAAAGUUCUACAUUUACUUGAUAUUCAUGGUUACUUUCAUAUUUGACAUCUUCUACUCAGCUUAUUCAAGAAGUAGUGAUGUUAAAUAAGGCACUGAAGACGAUCUAAAAGUAAUCAAAGAAGAAACUUAAGUAUCUGAAGUCUCAGAACCAAAUAUAUGGGUCAAAAUUGUAACAAAAAGUGUUUGUACUGUUAUACUUAUUUUCUUCUUGAUACAUGAAGUGCAACAAUUAAUUAUCUAAAAGCUAAGCUAUUUUGGCGAUGGGUGGAAUUACUUUGACUUUACCCAUAUCAUUACCUUUAUUUUCUUUUGCUCCUGUCAUUUAUGA